Messenger RNA from Triticum turgidum subsp. durum (durum wheat), 1407 nucleotides. Lineage: Eukaryota; Viridiplantae; Streptophyta; Magnoliopsida; Poales; Poaceae. The record is from the annotation of a GenBank genome assembly.
AUGCCACAAGCUUUUAGAACCAUACUGAGUCACGCGGAAUCGUAUCUGGGCUGCUGGUGCCUCCUGGGAUUCAGACUUCGCAUGACUCCGAUACGCACCUUUCCUAGCAAUUCAAUUUUUCAGCGACCUUUCAGCUCUGCUAGUCGGGACAGAGUAAAUACUAGCCACAUAACGAUGGCAGUUGCAGUAGAUGCUUCUCGCUUUGAAGGAGUGCCAAUGGCCCCUCCAGACCCGAUUCUUGGGGUUUCGGAAGCAUUUAAAGCAGACACAAGUGAUCUGAAGCUCAACCUUGGCGUUGGUGCCUAUAGAACGGAAGAGCUACAGCCCGCUGUCCUCAAUGUUGUCAAGAAGGCUGAAAAACUUAUGUUGGAGAAAGGAGAAAACAAGGAGUAUCUGCCUAUUGAAGGCUUCGCUGCAUUUAACAAAGCAACUGCAGAUCUAUUGCUUGGAGCUGACAAUCCUGUCAUCAAGCAAGGACGGGUUGCUACUCUUCAGUCUCUCUCAGGGACUGGAUCAUUACGCCUUGCUGCAGCUUUUAUUCAGAGAUACUUCCCUGAUGCGAAAGUACUUAUAUCAUCUCCCACAUGGGGAAACCACAAAAACAUAUUCAAUGAUGCGAGGGUACCAUGGUCAGAAUACCGGUAUUAUGAUCCCAGGACUGUUGGGCUGGAUUUUGAAGGAAUGAUAGCUGACAUACAGGCUGCCCCAGAGGGGUCUUUUGUUCUGCUACAUGGUUGUGCUCACAAUCCAACUGGAAUUGACCCAACUCCUGAACAGUGGGAGAAACUGGCAGAUGUGAUUGAAGAGAAAAAGCAUAUGCCUUUCUUUGAUGUUGCCUAUCAGGGUUUUGCCAGUGGAAGCCUUGAUGAAGAUGCAUCUUCUGUCAGGCUGUUUGUUAAGCGUGGUCUGGAAGUGUUUGUUGCACAGUCUUACAGCAAGAACCUUGGUCUAUAUGCAGAAAGGAUCGGUGCGAUAAAUGUCAUUUGCUCAGCACCGGAAGUUGCAGAUAGGGUGAAGAGCCAGUUGAAGCGAUUGGCACGGCCCAUGUACUCAAACCCACCUAUUCACGGUGCCAAGAUCGUCGCCAACGUUGUUGGAGACCCUACCAUGUUCGGUGAGUGGAAAGAAGAGAUGGAACAAAUGGCCGGUCGGAUCAAGAACGUUCGGCAGAAGCUUUACGAUAGCUUGACUGCAAAGGAUCAGUCUGGCAAGGACUGGUCUUUCAUUCUGAGCCAGAUAGGCAUGUUCUCGUUCACAGGCUUGAACAGACCCCAGAGCGAUAACAUGACCGAUAAAUGGCACAUAUACAUGACCAAGGACGGGAGGAUUUCGUUGGCGGGGUUGAACCUGGCGAAGUGCGAGUACCUUGCCGAUGCCAUCAUCGACUCCUUCCACAAUGUCAACUAG